Molecule: messenger RNA, 1899 nt
Organism: Naegleria lovaniensis
Lineage: Eukaryota; Heterolobosea; Eutetramitea; Acrasida; Naegleriidae
Exons: 5
Coding region: 1-1899 (632 amino acids)
Biological process (GO): amino acid transmembrane transport
Molecular function (GO): amino acid transmembrane transporter activity
Source: RefSeq, a predicted model, not a curated record
AUGUCCUCACUGGAUCAUCAAACCAACAAUGAGGAUGAUUCAUUGCAACAAAGCCUACUCUCCCAACCAGUUCCUCAUGGAGAUGCACCAUCAGCUGCUUCAAUCAACAACGUCGAUAAAGAAUAUGAUACACAUCCUUUGGAGAAAAUUAGAAAACGUUCAUCGGGAACCAUCUCUACAAUUUUUUCAAUCAUCAACACCAUGGUGGGGUCGACAAUAUUAUCAUUAGCAUGGGGAUUUACCCAAAGUGGACUCUAUCUAGGAAUAAUUGUAUUUGUUCUGGUUGGUCUCAUUAGUUAUUACACUUGCAAUCUCGUAGUGCAGCACUCUUUGUUUAAAGUGAGAUAUGAUGAUGAGGGUCAACAACAACAACAACAAACCUCACCUAACGAAACCACUGCUAUCAAUAGUGGAGACAAAAUUGCUCUCUCUGAAGAAGAAUCUUCUGCUCCUACCACUUACUAUCAAUCAGUGGAUAAUAAGGAAGGAAGUACUUCCCUGCGUCAUGCAUCAACAACAACAAGAAAAAAGGUCAAAAGAAUUUCCAAUUACAUUCUUGACAUCAAAGAUUUUUCUCAGGUCUGUGUUGAACAUUUAGGAAGAUGGAGUGAAAUAUUAUGUAUCAUUACGAGUAUUGUGAUUUUAAUAGGAGCCAGUAUUGCCUAUCACAUUUUCAUGAAAGACUGUCUUAUGAGUAUCGUCACAGGAAUUUUUGACAUUCAAUACGAUACAACAAAAAUAUAUCCAUGGGACAAGAAUGGCCCACCUUGGUAUUGGAAUGGUAUUUUUGCUUCUGUGAUUAUUGUGGUGCUUCUGUUUCCCAUCACUCUGCUCAAGAAUUUGAAUUUUUUGGUGAAAUUUAAUUCAUUUGGAAUUUUCUUUGUGCUGUUUUUGAUUAUCUUCAUUAUUUAUGCAAGUAUUGAGGCAAUGGUGUCACCUUUUGAGUUUUCUAAUAAUAUUGCGAGCGUGUCAACAUUGACCAUGAUGUCUCUUAGCUCGAAUGUGAGCAAUAUCAUGACAAGCAGUAGUAUGAACACGAAUAGCGGUAGUAGUAAUGGAGAUUCCUGGAUGAAUCAUUUAUUGGGAGGAAUUUUGAGUAACAGUUUUGCAGGAAGUAGCAAUGCUCUUAGUACAUCUAGUGCUGCUCCUGGCCAGACCUCUCCUCCACAGUACAAUUUUGCUGAUGAUACUAUUGUGAGGGGAGACACAGUGUUGGUGAACCAUUUAUCAUUAUUUAAUAUUCAUUUCAGUCACUUGUUGGCAAUUUUGUCUUUGAGCUUUUUUAUUCACAAUGUAAUUGGACCUAUUUUGAAGAACCAAAAAUCAUUGAAGCAUACCAAACGAGAUACUGCGGUUGCUUUCAUUGUUGCUGCUUUGAUUUAUGCAGUUCCUGGAAUGUUGGGAGCAUUUGCAUUCCGGUUCUCUGUCACAAUUCAACAAAACUUUUUGAAUCAGUUUCCCAAUAAUAGCGUGUAUGCCAACAUUUCUAGAGGUGCAGUUUUGUUCCAACUCAUGUCUAUUUACCCUCUUUUAUUGAGCGUAAUUCGAGUUCAAUGUUUCAGUUUUCUCUAUCGAAAGAAUCCAAACAAGGAGAAGCAACAAUAUCCAGGAAUUUUACAAGUUGCUGCCUUGAACUUUGUGGUUUGUUUAAUUACAACCAGUAUGGCUGCUUUUUAUCCAAUGGUGGGCACAGUAUUGAGGUUUACAGGAGCUAUUUGCGGGUUGAUUUACAUGUACCUGUUGCCUGUAUCGAUCCACCUCGUAGUUCAGUACAAAAAGAAACAACUCACUGUCUUUUCUGUUGUUUUUAAUGUUUCCUUAGUGUUGUUAGGUUUAUCAAUUUUGGUUUUACAAUUUAUUGAUUUUGAUCAACUAACCAACAAAACUCCAACUGGGUAA